AUGGAAGCAAGGACGGGACGCGAAAAACAAGUAUAUAAGAAAGGAAGCAUACGUCAGGUAGCUGGCUGCGUACCAGUUAAUAAGACAACGAAAAAAAUUCUGUUAAUAACGCGACGGAAAAAGAAAGGUGGAUGGAUGCUGCCUAAAGGAGGAUGGGAAAAUGAUGAAUCGGAACAAGAAGCAGCGAUAAGAGAAACAUAUGAAGAAGCUGGAGCACGAGGAAAAGUAACAUCAUUAAUAGGUGUAUGGGAUCACAAUGUUAUUAACAAAAAAACAGGAUUGCCUAAAGCAACAUUUAGUUUUUUUGAAAUGGAAGUAGAGAAGUUAGAAGAAAAAUGGCCAGAAAUGGAUGAACGGGAUAGACAGUGGUUUGCGUACGAAGAUGCAUUAAAAGUUUUAAUAAAACCUUUUAUGCGAGAAGUAGUCGAAAAAUGUUCACUGGCACCAUCAAAUAAAAGGUCAAAAAAGGAAUUUUCAGAAUCAAAUAUAAAUAAGAAUCUCAAGGAUACAUGGAACUUAAAAUUUUCAGCCAUAGUGGUUUUCUUUGCCUUUCUUAUUUGGUACUUAAUCAAAGACAAUAAAUUCAUAUCUAUUCUGACAUAG
Molecule: messenger RNA, 603 nt
Organism: Dentiscutata erythropus
Lineage: Eukaryota; Fungi; Glomeromycota; Glomeromycetes; Diversisporales; Gigasporaceae
Source: the annotation of a GenBank genome assembly